UAACAAUAGUGAUCACUGGCUCUAUGAAAAAUACAAUACAUCUUAACGAGUUUUGCUUGUAUGUUUCGAAGUCCUUAUAGUUAUAGUGAAAAAUAAGGCAUAUCUGGAAUAUAAGUGAAAAUAAUGUUUUGAAUUUGAUUCAGGAGUUGCGACUUAGUAAACCUGGAAUUUGAACGUCCUUGUUUAUUUGGAAUGGUAUUAAAUGCUAGCUACUAGCUAGUUAAGUUGAUUAUUUGUAACAAAUAUAAAGAUAAACAGUGCAUUUAAUAAAUGAUAUCAAGUGUCAGAUUGGAUGUGAUUAUUAUAAACAAUAGUUUUGGCUCACGUGCGUAAUAAAACUCUCUGUUUAUGUAAACUGUUGACGCACUUUUCAUUCUUGUUAUUCUUCCUGGGAAAAACCUGUAGCUAACUAUUAAUAAAAUUGUGUUUCUAGGAAGCCGAAAAGGCCGAUCUGAGGGUAAUUGUGUUGUAAAUGAGUGAUAUCGAGAUGGGUUUCUCGAUGUUAUAUUGAACUGUUUGUUAUAUAUAUCCGAGUUCACUUUGUGGAUUUUAUGUUUAUGUUCCUUGUAAAUCAUAGAAAUUCUUUGGGCAACGGACUUAAGGUGCUGGAACAGUGCGACGUAAGUCCUGUAGACUCUGGUGUAUGUAUAUGAGCUGAAAUCAGAUACGAAAUAUAAGGAUAUAGCAACGUCUAUACAGAGGCUUCCAAUUGCUGUUUUGUGGUCGCCCCUUUGAAGUCGUUAUAUAUAUCACGGUCGUUUCAACAAUGAGUCGCCGAGCGAGUUUGCUCGCAAAACAAAUCCCGGAAGAAAAGAAACCAAAGGGUGUCCGCUUUCCAGACGAGCUUGUCUUUCUUGACAACAUAAAAGAGAAUGACGUGCAUGCCCUUGGGUCCAUGCUAAGGAGAGCAAGUCUACAAGUGGAUAUCAGUGCAAUUAACGUUGCAGGUUUGACGCCGCUGCACCAGGCGGUUCUGGAUGGGAACGAGGCGGCCGUACGACUGCUCGUGGCUCACGGAGCGACGGUCAACAAACAGGACGAGGAUUCUUGGACGCCGUUGCACGCCGCAUGCGCAGAGGGACACGCGGACAUAGCCAAGUUUCUACUCGAAAGUGGGGCUGAUAGGAACAUCUUGACAGACGAAGGCGAACGACCCUUGGAUCUCGUGGAACCGUCUGACCUCCCAACCAUCCGGGUCAUGCUAAGUGAUGUGAAACCAAACACUGAUAACCAAUCGGACGAUGAUUUCGAUGAUGACGUCACUCAUAAUGAUGUGAAUGGAUGACAUAGUGAUGUGCUCAAUUUUGCAAGUUUUGGUGCUAUUGUAAAUAACUAAUCAACUUGUGAAAAAUC
This is a messenger RNA of Mya arenaria, 1353 nucleotides long. Its product is annotated as protein phosphatase 1 regulatory subunit 27-like. The transcript is spliced from 5 exons. Gene Ontology annotation, molecular function: phosphatase regulator activity; enzyme inhibitor activity; protein binding. Gene Ontology annotation, cellular component: cytoplasm. Bases 767 to 1285 code for a protein of 172 amino acids. The record is from RefSeq and is a predicted model, not a curated record. Lineage: Eukaryota; Metazoa; Mollusca; Bivalvia; Myida; Myidae.